AUGACACCUCCAUUUCCUCCGGAAAUCUAUCGAAACAUUUUUAAAUUGCUCGACACGAAUUCGUUGCACUCUUCUCUUCACGUAUCCCGUCUUUGGUGCACUUACGUAAUACCCCUGUUAUGGCAAAAUCCGCUCCAAAUUGUAUUCAACAAAGAAGGUUCGCUUGUGAAGAGUGUGACAUCAAUCAUCGAAGCUUACCUUGCUUGCCUAUCAUCUGAAUCCCGAGUCAGGCUCAUUGAAGGCGGCUUCAUGCCGCCGACACGUGUACCCGCUUUCAAAUAUCCUAAAUAUUUAAAUUCUCUGAAUUAUUGGUUAUUUCAUGAUUCCAUUGCAACUCUGAUUCUGAAAGAACCCCUGGCUCAAAGGAAAUCGACAAAACUGCUAAAGCUGAUCCUAGAAGAACUGCUUAAACUGUUUUUCAGCCAUUCGGAGAACAUUAGAAGUCUCGAGUAUGAUACCCCCGUGGUGUUUGACUAUCGCAACCUGGAACAAAGCUUGGAUCCGGUCUUCAUACGCCUAAGUGAACUGCCCGGCUUUGAUAUCUCUCGCCUCUCGAGGUUAAAAAGUUUCAGUUGCCGAGCGGACACCCCUCCGGAAUUGAUUUACACGAUCAGCCGGGUUUCCACGGGACUCCAAAGGAUAGACAUCCAUCAAGGGUCAAAUGAUGAGGCUCUGAGCGCAUUGAUAAAUUCUCAAGUCAAUCUACAGCAUUUUGAGAUGAUCACAUGCAAUGAGGCAAAAAAGGUUUUAUCGGCACUCCAAAAGAAAUCCAAAACUCUGAGAAAGGUGUCGAUCUCCGGGGGAUGUGCAAUUUCUUUUGAUUCUUUUCUUCAAUGUCCAAACCUUGAAGAAUUAUCCCUGAUGUUUCCCGCGAGGCUCCCCGGCAGCGAAAAAAGAUGGAUUUCGAUCGACGAGGCCGAGGCGAACCGUACGGAAUUGCCAAGCAUACUUGAAUACCACAUUCAAUUCCUGGCUGUCUUACACGGUCAGGCCUUACAAUACCAAAACAUCUAUUCAUCUCAGGUGGAAUGGAAUUUAUCCUCGGAAGGAGAGUACAUCUCAUCCCGAAAUCACGGGAACCCCGAUACCAUCAAUACGGCCAAACUAAUGAGGCUCGUGAUCCGUCGAGGCAAUCAACGAAUCAAAAAAAUAAUUGAUUUGAUCAAAUUCGCCAACUCCACCCUUAAGAUUCUCAACCUCGAGCUGGUAAACUCAAAAGAUCCCGAGGAACUUCCGCAUCUCAUAUCAACAAUAAUUCAACUCUGCCCAAACCUUGUAAGCAUCCACCUCAACAUUCCCAAUCAAUCCCUAUCGAAUCUUCCAAAUCUAUUUAGCAAAUGCCCAAAUCUAGAGGAGAUAUUUUUGACAGGUGAUCCCGAUCAGCAAGACAUUAGCGAGAUCCUCUAUAAACUCGGUCCUGUGGUCCCUCGCGGAUUACAAUUCUUGGCGUUGGGAAUACAAACCUGGACUUACGAUAUGUCAUCUAUUAAUUGUUUUUUUUAUUGUUGUAAAAAUAGAAUAGACAACCUACCAUUUAAUUUCGCAUUAGACACUAAUUUUAAAUCAGAUCUCUUUAAACUAUGCGAGAAACAUCGCAAGAAAGGGGUAUUAAAACUCCUAGUGCCCAAUUUUUAG
Acaulospora colombiana is the source of this 1635-nucleotide messenger RNA. The record is from the annotation of a GenBank genome assembly. NCBI's taxonomy places the organism in Eukaryota, Fungi, Glomeromycota, Glomeromycetes, Diversisporales, Acaulosporaceae.